AUGACGAAUAGCAAAUUGCAUAAGCAAAAGUUCAUUGACAUGAAGCGAUGUGAAGCAAGAAGGGUCAAUUCCACUGUGGAAAAUUACGCGAAGGAAAAUAUUCCAAUUAAAAAUUCAUUGUUAAUUCGCUUCACAAGCUCAUUAAUGUCUUCAUCUUCAAGCAAGAGUCAAGAUGUGUGUUUGAGUGUUAAGGUCGUCGUUGCAUGA
Clunio marinus is the source of this 207-nucleotide messenger RNA. Lineage: Eukaryota; Metazoa; Arthropoda; Insecta; Diptera; Chironomidae. The record is from the annotation of a GenBank genome assembly.